Molecule: messenger RNA, 4222 nt
Organism: Doryrhamphus excisus (bluestripe pipefish)
Lineage: Eukaryota; Metazoa; Chordata; Actinopteri; Syngnathiformes; Syngnathidae
Biological process (GO): positive regulation of transcription by RNA polymerase II
Cellular component (GO): nucleus
Source: RefSeq, a predicted model, not a curated record
CGUCCAGUAGUUGACGUUGUCGCUCGUUCUCCUCUUUUGUUCGACAAAGUUCCUCCUCGUACUCUGCUAUGGUUCUUUCCAACACUACAAAUAUUUCUUCCACAGCCAAAGCUAGUCGCUGGUUCACCAACGCUCUCAGCAUUUGGACAUUUGGACACAUUUUCACACGAUCGCGACACUUUACACUCGCACUCGAUCUACGCUUAGCGAUGCGUUGAUCGCGUCCGGGUUUCUUUGUUAGCAGCUAGCGAGCUAAGCUAGCCCGAGUAAUGGCGGGUUACUUCUUUUUCGGUUUUGUGGCGGUUGGCAUCCCUGAUUUUGGUGCAUUACCGCCCCCUUUAGUUUCAUCGCCAUUACAGUCACAAGCUAACUAAAACCAUCAUGGCAGCCAAGCCCGCGCAGAGCAUAAUACGGAAGUCGCAGUACGACCGUUGUUAACGCGAUACUUCUUGGCCAAUAGCGACCUUUCUUACUGGGGAGUUGGCAACAGUGUAAGAAAGCGGAAGUUUACCAACGUUGCAGCUAGGCAAAUGGCGAACGCGCCAAAUUGCAACAAAAUGGAUUUAAACCACCCAGAGACGCACUGCCGCUACUGACUACAUUUCUGAGGUGUUUGAAAGAAGGAUGGCGGCGGUCGAGGAGGAACUUUGUCGAACAAGAAAGGAGAACGAGCGACGACGACAACUGGAGGUUUGCACCACUGACAUCUCGCCACACAUUCAAGACCUCCAACACCUCAUUGGUUAUCCAGAAGAACGUCCUCCUCGGCCGCAUGGAGGGAGCUCCAUUUUGAAGCGGGCCCCCUUAGUCAAAGAGGAGAAGGAGGAGCCAGAGGCCCUCCACGUUAAAGAGGAAGAGGAGGAACUCUGGAUCACUCGGGAGGAAGAGCGUCUUCUUGGGCGAGAGGACGCUGAUCUCACCAAGUUACCACUGACCAUCGUCUCCGUGAAGACUGAAGACCGUGAAGCCAAACCACCUGAGUCCUCACAGCUUCAUCCUGGUCCAAGUGGGGAGGAGACGAGGGAGGCGGAGCCUCCGAGCAGCAGCUCAACAGAAGCCGAUGGAGACCACUGUGGAGGAUCACCAGCAGACAAGCUCUUAGCUCCACUAUCAGAUAGCGAGCACACGACGUCACACUCUCCUGACACUGAUGAUGAUGAUGAUGAUGAAGACUCUACAGCUGAUAUGACAUGUCACCCUGACAACACACGCUUGAAAUGCCAACACUGCGACAAGACCUUUAACGAUCGCAGUAACAUGAAAAGACACACGAGACUGCACACGGGAGAGAAACCAUUCCAGUGCUCAGUUUGUGAUAAAAGAUUCUCCCUGAAGACCAACUGGAGGUUACACAUGACGAUACACACCGGUGAGAAGCCUUUUUCCUGUUCAGUGUGCGGUAAAGGUUUUGUACGCAAACAAAAUUUGACAAUACACACAAGAAUACACACCGGAGAGAAACCGUUUUCCUGUUCCGUGUGCGGGCGAAGCUUUGUACAAAUUCAGUGUUUGAAAACGCACAUGACCGUCCACACUGGAGAGAAAACCUUUUCCUGUUCAGUCUGCAAGAAAAGCUUUUGUGACCGAACAAACCUUUUACAGCACAUGAGAAUACACACCGGAGAGAAACCAUACUCUUGUUCAACAUGUGGUAAAAUGUUCUCUCAAAAGCCAAACUUGCAAGCACACAUAAGAAUACACACCGGAGAGAAACCAUAUUCCUGUUCAUUCUGCGACGAAAGCUUUUGUCACCGAUCCACGUUUGUGAGACACACGAGGAGACACACGGGAGAGAAAGUGUUUCGGUGCAGCGCGUGUGCCGAACGAUUCUCUUAUAAGUACCAGCUUAGUAACCACACGUGCGCUGGGGAGAACAGCGGCAGGAAGUGAAGCUGCACUCUGCUUCCUGUUGGGGAGAACAGUGCCAGGAAGUGAAGCUGCACCGCUUCCUGUUGGGGAGAACAGUGCCAGGAAGUGAAGCUGCACCGCUUCCUGUUGGGGAGAACAGUGCCAGGAAGUGAAGCUGCACUCUGCUUCCUGUUGGGGAGAACAGUGCCAGGAAGUGAAGCUGCACCGCUUCCUGUUGGGGAGAACAGUGCCAGGAAGUGAAGCUGCACCGCUUCCUGUUGGGGAGAACAGUGCCAGGAAGUGAAGCUGCACCGCUUCCUGCUGGGGAGAACAGUGCCAGGAAGUGAAGCUGCACUCUGCUUCCUGUUGGGGAGAACAGUGCCAGGAAGUGAAGCUGCACCGCUUGAAAUCACCUGUCAAGACUGUGAGAACUUUAACCUUCUAACAACAUCAACAUGUGACAUCAUUGCUGUGUGAAAAGUUGCUCUGUUGUUAGCUCUUAGCCUGGUUAGCCUGGUUAGCAAGCCAGACUGUUAGCAUUUAGCAUAGUUUAGCUCUCACCUGCUUUAUUUAUUCAUGACAUUCUCCAUUGUUCAUCCUUUUAGUCACUCCCCACAGUAUUCCUGUUACUGCCAAAGAAUCCAUUUUAGAGGCUAAAGUAUCGGAGGCAUCGGUUUUCAGUAUCGUUCCGCUCGUCAUUAGAAGAAGGCAAAUGGCGACUGCGGCAAAGAGUAAAAGGUAUCCAAAAAUUUGACCCAGAAGAGACACAUUGCCACUACUGGCAAUGGCUGCCUAAAAGACAACAAAUGGAUGUGAAUAAUGCCCAAUAAAGGUCAAAGGUCAAAAAAGAAAGGUCAACAUGAAGCAAUCAAUGCAAUAGUUCGUUUGUAAUAUUCAACCACAUACUUUAGCUGGGCGGUGGCGGUAAGGAUCGUCAUGGCUGCUUUGCCAGCCGCCAAGGUGUGGGAGUGUAUUCAUAACAAGACAAGAGUGCGCCAUAUUGUAUGAUAACCAAAAACUUGCUAAAAAAAUUUGUCAUGUUAACCGAAACGCCAAAAGGGGUCAUUUGUCAUUUAUUUAGUCUUAUUUAUGUCUUAUUUUCUCCUAUUAUGUCUACUGCAUUGGGUAAUAGGAGUAUAAAGGGAACUAUAGGGGUGCUAUUUUGUGGCUUAAGGGCUCUAAUAAUGUUGUAAACAAUUUUUCUAUGCUCUAACUACCAAAAAAUGUCCUUUUAUAAAUCAGGGUUGGGAACCAAUUACCCAUGAUAAAUGAGGAAUAUAAAUAUAUGGUCCAACCUUAUGGAAUAUUUAUCAUGAGAACAAACCAAAUGAAAUUGUAAACACUAUUUCAUAAUUAUUCCCACCAAUAGAGGGUAUUUUGGUGGGAUGUUUAUGUUCCAAAUCCUUUUUUUUUUUUGAGAAAACCAAGUUACCUUCACUUGACCUCCGACAAAGAAAUAUAACAAGCCAGACUUUUCAAAGGCUCUAAGAAAUGAACACCAACUCCCUUCAUAGAGCCAUAAAUCCCAUCUCUACAUGGAAUGUUUACAGGAAACCACUAGAUGGCAAAGUUGGCUCAUCUAACGCCUCAGAAAAGAAUCCUUAUUUCUUACAUAUGAAUAGAAAUACUACAGUAUGUACUGUAAGUUACUGCUGCUACUGCUUUUUAUUCGGCUGUUCCUGUUCCUGAUUCCUCCACACGACUGGCAGUUAUUGAGCCUAAUGCAUGUUGACAGAAACUGAUUUACAUCUUCUCCAAUUUCGUUUGCGUCCCAGCCUUCUCCUUUGGAAGCAUGAUGGAAGGGAAGGGACAAAGAUUCCGUCAGGGCAAAAAUGCUAACAUAUGAAAAGCUGAUGCAAGUCUCAAUCCGGGUGUUCUUUAAUCAAACAACAACUUUAUGAAUUAUAUGAAUUCAUUUCAAAAAGGGAAAAUAUCUGCUGCGUGUUGAAUUUACCACCAAGGAGGGUACAGUGGUACCUUGGUUAGCAUCAUCAAUCUGUUCCAGAAGGUCCAAAUCUAACCCAAAUGGAUCAUAAAACAUAGAAAUAUAAAUGACGAAUGAGAGGCGGCGUAUGAAUGACAGGUCACUUUGUGAACACGGUCCAACGGGAAGCUGGACUAGCUGCUGUCGCCGAAGUCCAACGCCUUUCCAAAGUUACUCGGUCGUGUUGAAGAGCCAGAAGAGAAGCUAUAAUUAAGAAUUUAUCAGGUUUGUUCUAAUGACAAGUUCACCGAUGUCUGGAGCUGCUAAUCAGCUUUGUCAACCACAAUCAAAUUGUACCGGCAAAAUUAGGAAGUGUGAUUCGGCAGCUGUCUGGAAGUCCUUGGGAGCGCUUUGGAACGUGACCAAUCACAGGGGAGUGGGCUCAGCUGG